This is a messenger RNA of Megalops cyprinoides (Indo-Pacific tarpon), 1437 nucleotides long. RefSeq names its product ADP-ribosylation factor-like protein 13B. Lineage: Eukaryota; Metazoa; Chordata; Actinopteri; Elopiformes; Megalopidae. Gene Ontology annotation, molecular function: GTPase activity; GTP binding. The coding region runs from base 82 to 1401 and encodes 439 amino acids. Gene Ontology annotation, cellular component: non-motile cilium; ciliary membrane. The transcript is spliced from 10 exons. Gene Ontology annotation, biological process: non-motile cilium assembly; receptor localization to non-motile cilium. The record is from RefSeq and is a predicted model, not a curated record.
AUUAGGGGUCUUAUUAGAGCCUUCUUAGUUUGCAGCUGGGUGGAGUGACAUGCCACAGAGGAAGAAAACACAAACAACUACAUGGACACAGACUUCUUACUGUAUGAACUGAAGAGGAGAUGGUGGCCGUUGUGCAGCCCUCAGCUCGACAUAGCCAACCUGAUGAACAGCUGCUUCAGCUGUAUCUCACAGUACCAUUUACCCAUAAGGCAGGUGACGGUGCUGUUAGUCGGCCUUGACAAUGCAGGCAAAACAUCCACCGUGAGGGGACUCCUGAAAGCACCCCUGGAAGACCUGAGCCCCACAGAGGGAUGUGUGCGCACACAGCUGAGAGUGGACAACUUCCUGAUCACUGUGCUGGAUGUGGGUGGAGCUCCGGAGGCUCGUAAGGCCUGGAGGGACCACUAUGGCGAGGCCCAUGGUAUCAUUUUUGUGGUAGACUCCAGUGAUUGGACAAGGACCCAGGAAGCUAAGGAGAUUCUGGAGGAACUGCUAAAGCAUCCAAGUGUGGCUGGAAAGCCCCUUUUAGUGCUGGCCAACAAGCAGGACAAGCUGAAUGCCAGGCUGGGCAGUGAGCUGAUAGAAGCUCUGUCACUGGAGAAACUGAUCAACCAAAACCACUCUCUCGGCCAUAUUGAGCCGUGCUCUGCCCUGCUCGAUGCCCGCAGGUGGUCUGACAGGAAGACACUGCGCGGCUUGCGCUGGUUGCUGCGGGCUGUGUGCCUGGACUACCUGGAGCUGUGUGCACGUGUGGCCUGGGACAGCAGGCAGCCCAUAGGCCAUGAAGAGAAGGAAAAGGGUGGAAAAGCUGAGAGAGGACAGGGCAACCCCAAAGAAGAAAAAAUCCCCACCAGCAAAACUGAACGUUUCAGCAAAAAAGACCUUCGGAGGAAAGAGAAAAAGACACCUAAACAAAAGCCAAGUGAUAAACUGCAACCCAUCAGAAAUAUCCUGCCAAAGGAGAACACAAUAAACAGGAAGUUGAAGAAGAGAAAACAGGUUAAGAUUAUUGAGAAAGUUAAAACACAAAAAGGAAACCAAGACCGAAAGGAAGAGGAAGAGGAGGAGAGGGAUACAGAGGCAGAGCCAGACCAGAGUGUUCACAAAGAAGACAAACAUAGCACUGCGCUCUUGCCUGGUGACUGCGGGAAGCCAAAACGUAAAGGCAAAGUGAAAGAGGAGACAUUUUGCGAAUCAACUGAAAAUGAGGUUUCCAAACCAAGGAAAGGAAAGGGAGAAAAGGAAAAAAAGAAAAGGACAGUAAAAGUAAAGAAGAAAAACAAAAUAAAUACUGAAGAGGUGCCAGCUGCAUAUUCACAGCCAGUGGACCUUUCGGAAACUUUUGACUUGUACAGAAAAACAAUCUUGUCAUUGGAAGCCAGACAGGACCAGGGUAACUGAAGGGAGAUUCUGCCUGGUUCAGCAUGUGAUGACACA